Oncorhynchus nerka (sockeye salmon) is the source of this 2918-nucleotide messenger RNA. It is a transcript of the gene qtrt2, whose product is annotated as queuine tRNA-ribosyltransferase accessory subunit 2. Gene Ontology annotation, molecular function: tRNA-guanosine(34) queuine transglycosylase activity. The record is from RefSeq and is a predicted model, not a curated record. The coding region runs from base 89 to 1393 and encodes 434 amino acids. Lineage: Eukaryota; Metazoa; Chordata; Actinopteri; Salmoniformes; Salmonidae. The transcript has 9 exons.
UGAUGACGUAUAAUGCAAGUGACUGGAGUGCGUGCGCCGUUCAUAAGUUCGCGACGUGUAGUUUUCACGUGCUUUGGUUCCUGGCAGGAUGAAGUUGGAGCUGUCCAUGGUGGUGCAGGGCUGUCGGCUAGGUGUGCUGACAGGACUGGGCAGGGCAGGACAGCACUCCAUAGAGGUGCCGGGGUGCCUGCUGUACACCCGCUGCGGCACCGUGCCACACCUCACCCAGGACACUUUGCACACACUGAACAACCUGCCCUCCGUCACACAGCUCACCCUGAACACACUAGCGGAACACCAGGAAGUAUUGGAGGAGUUCAAGGAGGGAGUCAGGAAGUUUGCAGGUCUUCAUGACACGGUGUUGUACUGCUCCCUCCACGACCCUGCGACCUCAUGCCCCCCAGGUCACAUCACCAACAAGACGGUGUCUGUGUGGGGCAGUGGCGGUCGUAUCGAGCUGACGGUUGCGAAGUUCAUGGCUCUUCAGAAGGCUGUCCAGCCAGACCUGUACCAGAGCAUGGCAGAUGGAGAGACUUGGCAGAUCAACACUUCUCGCAAGAGGGUCCGCAAGUCAGUGGACCGCACCCUGGCCCACCUGGAUGAGUGUCUGCUGCUCCACCACAAAACACAGGAGCUGAGUGGGGUGGAGGUGUUGGGGGUGGUGGAGGGAGGAGAUGUGCUGGAGGAGAGGGUGCGGUCGGCCAGGGAGACGGCCAAGCGGCCAGUAGGAGGAUUCUGUCUGGACGGGCUCCAUACUGCAGCCAUGGAGACACACCUCCGGACCCAGCUCAUCACCGCCGUCAUCAAGGAGUUGCCUGAGGACAAACCCAGGCUGCUGCAGGGUGUGGGGCGGCCAGACGAGGUGCUGGCGUGCGUGGAGGCGGGAGUGGACCUGUUUGAGAGCUUCUUCCCCUUCCAAGUGACCGAGCGAGGCUGUGCUCUCACCUUCCCUUUCAACAUCACCACUGACCCAGAGGCAGCAGGUACAGGUGUACAGGUACCCCCAACAGUUGUGGAGUUGGACAAGUCCGAAGCUGCUGUAGGUCAGAAGAAUGGAACCGAUAAUCCCCAAGAAGACCAAACCAAGAUGACUCCUUUUGAGAUCAACCUGAAAGAUAAUAGGUACAGAGAGGACUUCAGUCCCCUGGUGGAGGGGUGUGGCUGCUACUGCUGCAGGAACCACCAGAGGGCGUACCUACACCACCUUCUGGUGACCAAUGAGCUGCUGGCUGGAGUACUGCUCAUGCUCCACAACACGGCCCACUACUACGCCUUCUUCACUGCCCUCAGGGGGGCGCUAGCCAGCGACAAGCUGGACCGCCUCAAGAAAAGAGUACUAGAAGGACCAGGCAAGGGGAUGAGCGGGGAGGGGGCUGGGGAGAGGGAUGGAUAGGUUUGUUGUAGAGGUAAGGGUGGGACAGGGAGGGGCUGGGGAGAAGGUGGGAGGAAUGGAGGGAGUGAUCCAGGUGAAAGUGUUGGGAGACCUUUUCUCUCCUUCCUUGAGGAGACUCUGUGGGUUUCAAAGGUGGCUAGAUGAAGGCAAAGUUUCUGUUUAAUUGCACUCACCUACCCAGUCAGAUCAGUGAUUACUUUCAGGCAGGAUGCAUUUUGGGGACUCCAAGGAGAAAUUGGCUUUGCAGCGGGCGGCAGUCAUCCAUAAAGACAAAAUAGGCAUCUCAACGAAUAAAAAAGAUAUGAUGAGAGGGAGCAAGAGGACCAGGUGAAGGGCCAGGAGGACCAGGUGGAGGGCGCCAGUGGAAAGGGGCCAGGAACACCAGGUGGAGGGCCAGUGGAAAGGGGGCAGGUGGAGGGCCAGUGGAAAGUGGGCAGGAGGACCAGGUGGAGGGCCAGUGGAAAGUGGGCAGGAGGACCAGGUGAAGGGCUAGUGGAAAAAGGGUGCAGGAGCACCAGAUGAAGGGGUGUGGAGGGCCAGUGGAAAAUGGGCAGGAGGACCAGGUAGAGGGCCAGUGGAAAUGGGGCAGGAGGACCAGGUAGAGGGCCAGUGGAAAUGGGGCAGGAGGACCAGGUAGAGGGACAGUGGAAAUGGGGCAGGAGGACCAGGUAGAGGGCCAGUGGAAAUGGGGCAGGAGGACCAGGUAGAGGGCCAGUGGAAAUGGGGCAGGAGGACCAGGUAGAGGGCCAGUGGAAAUGGGGCAGGAGGACCAGGUAGAGGGACAGUGGAAAUGGGGCAGGAGGACCAGGUAGAGGGACAGUGGAAAUGGGGCAGGAGGACCAGGUAGAGGGACAGUGGAAAUGGGGCAGGAGGGCCAGUGGAAAUGGGGCAGGAGGACCAGGUAGAGGGCCAGUGGGAAUGGGGCAGGAGGACCAGGUAGAGGGCCAGUGGAAAUGGGGCAGGAGGACCAGGUAGAGGGACAGUGGAAAUGGGGCAGGAGGACCAGGUAGAGGGACAGUGGAAAUGGGGCAGGAGGACCAGGUAGAGGGACAGUGGAAAUGGGGCAGUGCAGAUGCAAAGUUUGGUAACAGAAUGACUGCUCAAACAGCACAAACUGUCGUUCUGUUACCAAACUUUGCAUCUGCACUGUUCUUCAAAUAAAUGUCUUUUUGUCAAAUGUUCUGUGGAAAUUGUUAAAAGUAGUCCUUGUGCAGACCUGUAUCAUUAGUUUAACUUUGCAAUCAUUGUUUUUUGUUUGACAUACAUUUUAUACAUCGGUCUCGAUGUUACUGUGGAGUUGUCCUUCUAUAAACACCUCUGAUGCUGUCAGCAUCAUUUUACAAAUGCACCUGAUGCUGUCAGCAUCAGUCUUUAACCACCUCUGAUGCUGUCAGCAUCAUUGCCUAUUGCUUUAUUUAUCCGUUUUUCAUUUAGGUGAGGGAUAUUUUUCGCACUCAAUCAAGUAUCUGAUGAAAACUGGGAUAGUUUUUUCGCCCACGUCUAAUAAAAGUAAUUGUGCUUUAUA